AUGAAAAGCUUCCCGGGAGGAGAGCGGCGCCGAGCCGAGCGGCGGAUGGAGCCGCGGAUCAGCUCGGUACCAGCUGCUCGGCUCGGCCAGGAAAUAACCCGACCCCGCUCCGGCAUGUCUGAGCCGAGCUUCAGAACUGAAAGUGUGUCUCUGUGUUUCAGGUUGGAGAACACGAGCCUGGAGGAUUCUGACAUGGAAGUGGACGAUCUGCUUCGGUGUGUCUGCGAUGCCGACUCUGUGCAGGAAGUCCAACACUUUGGGUCAGUUCUGGUUCAGCGUGUCCGGUUGGCACGGCAACGGCGAAAUGACAUCACAGCCCAGGAGAUGAAGGCUGUGAUGGAGGAGAGAGAAGGAUCUGUUGCCAAGUUUAAACAACUGGAACAGGAAGUGAUGCAGGACAGAGAGAGGCCACUCAAGGAGGAGCUCCGGAGGCUUCAGAACGAGCGAGAUGCAGCAUUGGAGGAGAGGCGCCGGCUGGAGGCGGAGCUACAGAUGCUGCAAGCCAAUCACAGCUCCCAGGCCCCGCCCACACAGACCCCGCCCCCCCUGAACAUGGAGGCGGAGCUUCGACGCUGCCAGGAAGCGGAGCGAGAGGCGAGCGAGCGAGUUCGCAGGUUGGAGCGUCUGGUUGAAGUCUUGAGGAAGAAAGUGGGGACAGGAAACGUUCGAUCUGUGAUUGAAUCAUUUUGAAAUAUUUUAAAAUCAUUUUUUUCUUGUUCAUGUUUUAAAAGCAGUGAUUAAAUAUUCGUUAUAUUCUA
Molecule: messenger RNA, 758 nt
Organism: Scomber japonicus (chub mackerel)
Lineage: Eukaryota; Metazoa; Chordata; Actinopteri; Scombriformes; Scombridae
Gene: mipol1
Product: mirror-image polydactyly 1
Exons: 7
Coding region: 1-690 (229 amino acids)
Source: RefSeq, a predicted model, not a curated record